Molecule: messenger RNA, 336 nt
Organism: Aureobasidium vineae
Lineage: Eukaryota; Fungi; Ascomycota; Dothideomycetes; Dothideales; Saccotheciaceae
Source: the annotation of a GenBank genome assembly
AUGGCCGCCGCAAACGCCGAACUCGAGAAGCUCGCGCAAGAAGGCGGCCUUGAGGGCAAGAGGCUUGAGGAUGUAGGCGAGGGUGAUGAGUACGUCGAGAUGGAGCUGGGCUUGGGUGUCAUGGAAGAAAAGAAAGAGGAAGAGGACAGCAGUGAUGAUAGCUCGGACGAGAGCUCAGACGACAGCAGUGAAGCCAGCAGCGAAGAUGACGACGACGACAAGGAGCAGAAGAAGAAGCAGAAAGAGAAGGAACAGAGGGAGAAGGACAUUCUAGGCAGACUCAUGGGACACAAGCAAGGCAGAGACAAAGCCGCUGGUAUUCAGGAGGUUGAAUGA